GAGGAAGAGCCCAACUCGUGUGGACACAAGGAGUGCGAUAGUGGGCAAGGUGAGCCGCUUUGGUGAAUGUUUCACCUGGAGACGAUGACGUCACGACGCGUUCACGGAGGACAGGCCCAAGAUCCCCGCUGAUGAGUCGCCUCGGUGCGGAUGUUUGUUUUGUGUCAAUUUUAACGGCAGUUGUCAACUCCAAAGUUUUAUAACGCGCGUUUUAAAUGCGAGAUGUCUCUUUCCGCGGUGUUUGUGCUGGACUUGAAGGGAAAGGUGCUGAUAUGUCGGAACUACAAAGGCGACGUGGACAUGGCGGAGAUUGACCACUUCAUGCCUUUGAUUAUGCAACACGACGAGGAAGGACAAUUGUGUCCUGUGAUGUCACACGGCCGUGUUCACUUCAUGUGGAUCAAACACAGCAACCUCUACUUGGUGGCCACUACUAACAAGAACUGCAAUGCCUCCCUUGUCUACUCAUUCCUCUACAAACUUGUUGAGGUGUUCACGGAGUAUUUCAAAGAACUGGAGGAGGAGAGCAUUCAGGACAACUUUGUGGUCGUCUAUGAGCUGCUCGACGAGUUGAUGGACUUUGGAUUCCCUCAGACGACUGACAGCAAGAUCCUGCAGGAGUACAUUACUCAGGAGGGCGCCAAGCUGGAGGUGGCCAAGUCAAAAGUGCCCACCACCGUGACCAACGCCGUCUCCUGGAGGUCGGAGGGCAUCAAGUACAAAAAGAACGAAGUCUUUAUUGAUGUCAUCGAGUCAAUCAACGUACUGGUGAACGCUAAUGGCAGUGUGAUGAGCAGCGACAUUGUGGGCAGUAUCAAACUAAAGACCAUGCUGUCAGGAAUGCCUGAACUGCGACUCGGCCUCAACGAUCGAGUGCUCUUUGCUCUUUCUGGACGUGACAAGGGCAAGACAGUGGUGAUGGAGGAUGUGAAGUUCCACCAGUGUGUGCGCCUGUCACGCUUUGAAAACGACCGCACUAUCUCCUUUAUUCCUCCAGACGGGGAGUCUGAGCUCAUGUCAUACCGCAUCAAUACUCACGUUAAACCACUGAUAUGGAUUGAAUCAAUCAUUGAAAAGUUCUCUCACAGCAGAGUUGAAAUCAUGGUAAAGGCCAAGGGACAGUUUAAAAAACAGUCUGUUGCAAACAAUGUAGAAGUGAGUGUCCCUGUCCCCAGCGAUGCCGACUCACCCAAGUUCAAAACCAGCACAGGCCAUGCCAAAUACGUACCAGAAAAGAACGUAGUGGUGUGGACCAUCAAAUCUUUCCCGGGAGGUAAAGAGUUUCUAAUGAGGGCUCACUUUGGUCUGCCCAGUGUGGAGAAUAAUGAACUUGAGGGCAAGCCUCCCAUUACUGUCAAAUUUGAAAUCCCAUACUUCACAGUCUCAGGAAUACAGGUGCGAUAUAUGAAGAUCAUUGAAAAAAGUGGGUACCAAGCAUUGCCGUGGGUGCGCUACAUUACACAAAGUGGAGAUUACCAAUUGCGGACCAAUAUGUAAAGCUUGAGGGGAAGCUUUGUAUCCCUUUCUUCCAGGACUUCCAGGAGAGAAUGAAAUGUUCUUUUGACCUACCUGACUUGAGAGAUUGUCUUUGAAUUUCACCUCAACUUUUUAAUGCCUCUGAUUAGUUGAUUGUGGUGUUUGUAGGUUGUUUUUAUUUCUGUAGAUAAAAACUGAGAUAAUUGUUUUUGGUGCUAAAAAAGAAAGGUUUAAAGUCAUCUAACACCUUCAAUCACUGUCCCUGAAAACCUCAAAUAAAGCCAGAAAUCUUGGGGUUAUUUUAGAUUCUGAUUUACAUGUCGACAGUCACAUCAAAUCAGUAACAAAAUCGGCCUACUAUCACCUCAAAAAUGUAACAAGACUUAGAGGGCUCAUGUCAGCUCAAGACUUAGAAAAACUUGUACAUGCCUUUUUUACCAGUAGGCUAGACUAUUGUAAUGGUCUCCUUGCAGGUCUUCCCAAAAAAAACUGUCAGGCAGCUACAGCUUGUUCAGAACGCUGCUGCUAGAGUUCUAAAGACCAAAAAUUGUGAGCACAUAACACCAAUUCUUAAAUCCUUACAUUGGCUCCUUGUACAUCAGAGAAUUGAUUUCAAAAUCCUCCUGCUCACAUAUAAAUCACUACAUGGUCUAGGGCCGAAGUAUAUCACCGAUAUGCUCCUACUAUAUAAGCCCUCUAGAUCACUAAGAUCUUCUGAGACCAAUCCCAGAGUAAACUCAAAUCAAGGGAGAGCAUCAUUCAGUCACUAUGCAACAAAUAGCUGGAAUAAACUUCCUAAAGAUGUCAGACUUUCCCCAACUCUGACUACUUUUAAAACUAGACUGAACAUUUUUAUGUUCACCUUAGCUUUCAGCUAAAUCUUUCGAUCUUUUAACUUUUAAUGUCUGCACUGUUUUUAUUUUUAUUGUCUGCAUUUUAAUUUUGCUUUUAUUUUCUUUCAUUUUAUUUUGUUGUCUGUGAAGCAC
Entelurus aequoreus (snake pipefish) is the source of this 2462-nucleotide messenger RNA. It is a transcript of the gene ap1m2, whose product is annotated as adaptor related protein complex 1 subunit mu 2. NCBI's taxonomy places the organism in Eukaryota, Metazoa, Chordata, Actinopteri, Syngnathiformes, Syngnathidae. Gene Ontology annotation, cellular component: clathrin adaptor complex; clathrin-coated vesicle. The record is from RefSeq and is a predicted model, not a curated record. Gene Ontology annotation, molecular function: clathrin-cargo adaptor activity. The transcript has 13 exons. Gene Ontology annotation, biological process: intracellular protein transport; vesicle-mediated transport. The coding region runs from base 223 to 1497 and encodes 424 amino acids.